Triplophysa dalaica is the source of this 2273-nucleotide messenger RNA. RefSeq names its product zinc finger CCCH-type containing 15 (gene zc3h15). Gene Ontology annotation, cellular component: cytosol. Gene Ontology annotation, biological process: cytoplasmic translation. The record is from RefSeq and is a predicted model, not a curated record. The transcript has 10 exons. Gene Ontology annotation, molecular function: metal ion binding; mRNA binding. Lineage: Eukaryota; Metazoa; Chordata; Actinopteri; Cypriniformes; Nemacheilidae. Bases 112 to 1407 code for a protein of 431 amino acids.
GGCCCGCUGCUGCUGCUAGUGCGGUUAGCCGGUCCUACCUGUGAUCACACACAGCUCUAUACAUACGGCAUCUGGAUUUCUCUACUUUUAAAGUGGUCUGUCUUUAGCGAUAUGCCUCCGAAAAAACCAGCCCCAGCUACGGGCAGUAAGAAAACCCAGGAGAAGAAGAAGGAGAAGAUUAUUGAGGAUAAGACUUUUGGUCUGAAAAACAAAAAGGGAGCUAAACAACAAAAGUUCAUCAAAGCUGUCACACAACAAGUUAAGUGUGGACAGCAGAAUCCACGGCAGGUAGCGGCUGCUGAAGGAGAAAAGGGCAAAAAGAAGGAAGAUAAGAAAAAGGAGCUCAAUGAGUUGAAUGAGCUUUUUAAGCCUGUAGUGAUAGCUCAGAAAGUCAGCAAAGGUGUGGAUCCCAAAUCAGUACUUUGUGCUUUCUUCAAGCAAGGCCAGUGCACCAAAGGGGAUAAGUGUAAGUUCUCCCAUGACCUCAGUUUAGAGAGAAAAGGCGAGAAGAAAAGUGUGUAUGUGGACUGCAGAGAUGAUGACCUUGAGAAAGACACAAUGGAAAAUUGGGAUGAAAAGAAGCUUGAGGAAGUUGUCAACAAGAAACAUGGAGAAGCUGAUAAGAAGAAAGCAAAGACACCAAUUGUGUGCAAGCAUUUCCUUGAUGCGAUUGAAAUCAACAAAUAUGGCUGGUUUUGGGUUUGUCCUGGGGGAGGCGACAACUGUAUGUACCGCCAUGCACUUCCUGUGGGCUUCGUUCUGAAGAAGGACAAGAAGAAGGAAGAAAAGUCUGAAGAAGAGAUCUCGCUGGAAGACUUGAUAGAGACUGAGCGAGCUGCCCUUGGAGCAAACGUCACCAGAAUUACUCUGGAAACAUUCUUGGCCUGGAAGAAAAGGAAAAGGCAGGAAAAACAGGCUCAAGCAGAGGAAGACAUGGAAAGAAAGAAAGCCGACUUCAAAGCCGGGAAGGCAUUUGGGGUCAGUGGAAGAGAGGUGUUUGAGUUCCGCCCCGAGCUUGUUGAUGAUGACGAUGAGGAGGCUGAUGAUACUAAAUACGUUAAAGAUGACGACUCUGAGGAUGAGGUUUCAUAUGAUAUGGAGGACAUGGAAAACGUUCAGGAUAUUGACAUCGCUAGAUUUGUCCCUAAAGAGGUGGAUAAUGCGGGUAUAACAGUGGCAUCGGCCGACAGGUUUUCUGCCAGAGUUCCUCCCCUAAAUGACACAGAUGACAAUAAAUUGAGCGAGGCCUCGGGUGGAGCAAUAGAGAACGGAGAUUAUAGCGAGGGCCAGACUCUGGAGGAUGGUGAGGAUGAGUCUGAGGCGGUUCCAGUUGACGAGAAUCUCUUCACUGGGGAGGACCUGGAUGAACUGGAGGAGGAGCUUAACACACUGGACCUGGAGGAGUGAAAGCUGUGACCAUUGCAUCAUUCAUGAACUACACAUGGCUUGAAGUGAAUGACAAUAUUUUCACUGAUAACUACCACAAAAAUUGCCAUGACAGAAAACAUUCUGCCUGCAAUACGCACCCUCAUAACCCAUGACGUCCAGGGAAACUACAGGAUAGAAUGGAGUUAUUGUGACUCUUGUUCUAUUUCAAUUUGAUGAUUGGUUUUCUUUCCCUUUUUGAUAUUUUUUAUCGCAAUCUACCCCUAAAGCACAGUAACAGGCCAAGGCCUUACAAUCGGAUCCAUCUUAAUUCCUGUGGUACUCCAGAAUAUUUAUUAGGCUUUUGAUUUGAGUCUUCUGCAUUCUCUUUUGAAAUGAAGUUUGAUCGUUUUUGUAAGGUCAUGCUACUGAAAUAUCCAGCAUCUAAUACAACAUCAUCCUUCUUUCAUAACUUGUUAGCACUAUUGGAAUCGUUUCCCCUCUUCUCUGCUGAUGUGAAAUGUUCCUUUAAUGAAUACAAAGGGGUUGGUUCAGUUGUAUCAUUUCAGUUUUAAAAUGUAACCAACUGCAUGCCUGUAUCAGGACAAGAAUGUAAAUGCUAAAUAAGCGUGAUACUGAAACUUGGGUGUUCAAUCAUCGGCUGAUGAGAUUGAGGUGAUGAAUGUGACAUUUCUUCGAUGCAGACAUGGCGUCUGGCCUUACAAUAGGAGAUGUGGAAAGACACAUGAUUGCAAGUCAAAUUUGAUUUUUGAAGUGCUUUUGGGAAGUGAGAGAUUGAAAGAGAUGAGCUUGUAAGAUGAAGUAGUAAUUGUUUUGUAUUCAGUUGUUUUAAAACGCCCUUUCACCAACACACAAAGAUAUUGUAAAUAAAAGGAUAUCAGAUCGGA